GCCGCCUCCCCCCACCGGGGCCCCACGCAAGUGCCCCCGCCGAGCCCCUCGCCAGUCGCACCAUGCCGCGCUCCUUCCUGGUAAAGAAGAUCAAAGGGGACGGCUUCCAGUGCAGCGGGGUGCCGGUCCCCACCUACCACCCUUUGGAGACAGCCUACGUGCUGCCUGGCGCCCGGGGGCCUCCCGGGGACAACGGGUACGCCCCGCACUGCCUGCCCCCGAGCAGCUACGAUGCGGACCAGAAGCCGGGCCUGGAGCUGGCCCCGGCCGAGCCCGCGUACCCGCCGGCGGCGCCGGAGGAGUACAGCGACCCCGAGAGCCCGCAGUCGAGCCUGUCGGCGCGCUACUUUCGAGGGGAGGCGGCCGUGACCGACAGCUACUCCAUGGACGCCUUCUUCAUCUCGGACGGGCGCUCGCGGCGGCGGCGGGGCGGGGGCGGCGGGGACGCGGGGGGCUCGGGAGACGCGGGGAGUGCCGGGGGACGCGCGGGGCGCGCAGGGACGCAGGCGGGCGGCGGGCACCGGCACGCGUGCGCCGAGUGCGGCAAGACCUACGCCACGUCGUCGAACCUGAGCCGCCACAAGCAGACGCACCGCAGCCUGGACAGCCAGCUGGCGCGCAAGUGCCCGACGUGCGGCAAGGCCUACGUGUCCAUGCCCGCGCUCGCCAUGCACGUGCUCACGCACAACCUGCGCCACAAGUGCGGCGUGUGCGGCAAGGCCUUCUCGCGGCCCUGGCUGCUGCAGGGCCACAUGCGCUCGCACACCGGCGAGAAGCCGUUCGGCUGCGCGCACUGCGGCAAGGCCUUCGCCGACCGCUCCAACCUGCGCGCGCACAUGCAGACGCACUCGGCCUUCAAGCAUUACCGCUGCCGCCAGUGCGACAAGAGCUUCGCGCUCAAGUCCUACCUCCACAAGCACUGCGAGGCAGCCUGCGUCAAGGGGGCCGAGCCACCCCCGCCGACCCCCGCCGGCCCGGCCAGCUGAGCCUUCCGCCUCGCCUGCGCGCCCGGAACUCGCUCUCCAAGCGCCCCGGGCCCCCUACCUGCGCCCGCAGCGCCCUCGCCCACCCCCGGCUGCGUUUCCCUGCCCAUGACCCUCUCGUGGGGACCCCCGGCCCGGCCCGGAACUUUUCUCUCCAGUCCCCAAACCCAUGACUCACUUCCAGCACCGUCUUCCCAAGCGUCCCCCGACCCACUUCAUCCUUUCCGGCCAUCCCUCGGACCUUGACCCCCUGUCCGCGCCUUCAAGGCUCCCAACUCAGGCACCAGGUCCGCACCUCUCCCGCGCCCCAGAGCCGGAAAUUUCUCCCUCCCAGACCCCGCGCUGCUCUUCUAACUUCUAGAUCUUUUCUCUCGCUUCUCAGCUGAAUCUCUCUGACCAUUCCUCUAUUGGAGCCCCCAAUGAAAGCCUCAAACCUAUACCCUUGACGCCCAUACCUUCCUCAGUUUCCCCAUCCAUACCUGGUCGCAGGCCGUGCCGCCCUGAGACCACAAUCCAACCCCAGACCAGCCUUCUGGCCUCUGCUGAAUCUCCCAGAGUGUGUCCAUCUGGGGAUCUAAUCUUCACCCUUCUUGAAGUCUCCAAUCUGUCCCUGAUCCCAUACAUGCUCAGGCCUUAGGUCCGGCCAUUCACACACACACACACACACACACACACCCCACUCCCACACACAUUUCCUACUCUCUUCAGUCCAUGGGGAUCUCAUUACCCACUCCCAGCCCCAGCUCCAGCUCCCCUCACCUCUCUAGCAGCUCUCACCUCUCUGAGUCUACCUAAUCUGGAGGGGGCUUGAGGGGCACUUCAGGGCCCUGCCUCCUAAUGUAACCCCUCUCUCACCCCGGCACAACCUGGGCUUCCACAGUCUGGAGCUGCCCUACCCCCAGAUUCUCUGAGCACUUUCCCCCAUCCCCAGGGCCACAGAUCCCCUUCCUUACUUGUUGGGGGGAGGUCUGGAGCACCUCGCCAAUGCCCUUCCCCCAUCCGACUGGGUCCUUCCAGUUAUUUAUUUGUGUAUUUAUUUAUUUAUCUAUUUAUUAUUCUAUUUAAUCUCUUGGCCUCACCCAGGGACAGUCUGGCUUCCCCAGCUGGACUGGGAGGUCAGGAAGCCAGGCAAGGAGAGGUACAGCACAGGCCACAGAGGGCUGCCCCCACCACACACACCCCCGCGUCUCGGGAGAAACCCACCCUCUUCAGAGCCUGCACUCGCUAAGGAAGGGGACUCGAGAAUGGGGGGGCAGCUUGCUGACCCUUAACUGGGGGGGUGAGGGAGCAUCAGGAGGUCCAGGCGUGGGGCAGGUCCCCACCUUCCUGAACCUUCCCCUGCCACUCCAGGUGGCCCGGAGAGAGGAGCCUCCUCGAUUUGUUUCCUGUUUAUUCCUCUUGCCGAGGGACCCCAGGUUCCAGGGACCGACUGAGCCCCGGACCCGCUGGGGCCUCUGGCCUGCUCCCCGGGAGGGGCGCUCUCUCCCGGCCAUGUCUAUGCAACUCUCCCGGACAGAGGGGCCGGGCUGCCAGCCACCCGCCCGUUGGCCGCCACUACCUCCUCCGCUGCGCUUUUGCAUGCCCGGGCGAGGACCGAAGCACACACCUCCACGCGCACGGGCCCUGGCCCCCUCCGCUUUAAGCACACGCCUCUGCCCCAUUGCUCUGCACCCAGCUUGGGGGCAGGAGUCCUGGACUCUCAGAUUCUCCUCUCCCCUCCUCUUAGCCACAAAAGUGGGGGGAGACCGGAGGCACCCCUGCAGCAAGGGCACUUCCCUAGGGCUCCAGAGGGGUGAAUGGGCCUUUGCUCAGCUCCAGGCCCAGCGGGAAGGGAGGCUGCAGGGAUGGUGGGAGGGAGAGGGGUAGCAGAAGCAAUUAUGGAGGGUGUUGACCCUGUAAAUAGGAACUUCUGACAGCAAUAAUUUUCCAUGCAUGCUAAGCCUUUUGGCCAUAUUUUGUAUGAGCGCUUGGCGCUCCUCCUCCGUCCUAUCCCAACUCACCCCCAAAUCCCCAUCCCUUCCCCACCUCCAGCAGUAUUACUUGUAACGCAAUUCAGGGAUAUUAAAGGGACUUUGGCCACUCA
Nomascus leucogenys (northern white-cheeked gibbon) is the source of this 3066-nucleotide messenger RNA. RefSeq names its product scratch family transcriptional repressor 2 (gene SCRT2). NCBI's taxonomy places the organism in Eukaryota, Metazoa, Chordata, Mammalia, Primates, Hylobatidae. Gene Ontology annotation, molecular function: RNA polymerase II cis-regulatory region sequence-specific DNA binding; DNA-binding transcription factor activity, RNA polymerase II-specific. The record is from RefSeq and is a predicted model, not a curated record. Gene Ontology annotation, biological process: regulation of DNA-templated transcription.